Orycteropus afer afer is the source of this 1718-nucleotide messenger RNA. It is a transcript of the gene PPT2, whose product is annotated as palmitoyl-protein thioesterase 2. Gene Ontology annotation, cellular component: lysosome. NCBI's taxonomy places the organism in Eukaryota, Metazoa, Chordata, Mammalia, Tubulidentata, Orycteropodidae. Gene Ontology annotation, molecular function: palmitoyl hydrolase activity; thiolester hydrolase activity. The record is from RefSeq and is a predicted model, not a curated record.
UAGAGUAAGGCGAGAGGAACAGGGCCUCUUAGCUAAGCUCAAGGGGCCUCAAGAACACUCUGCGUCUCUGUAGACAAGAGCCCUACAAGCACUUCAGAAUGAAGAGUUGCGGGAGCAUGCUGGGGCUCCGGGGCAUUUGUCUUCCCCGGACGGGGGUCCUGUUCCUCUUGCCCCUCCUGCCACUGCUGCUGCUGCCCGCGACCCCAGCGCCCCACCGUGCCACCUACAAACCGGUCAUCGUGGUGCACGGGCUCUUCGACAGCUCGUACAGCUUCCGCCACCUGCUGGAAUACAUCAACCAGACACACCCCGGGACUGUGGUGACAGUGCUUGAUCUCUUUGAUGGGAGAGAGAGCUUGCGGCCCCUGUGGGAACAGGUGCAAGGGUUUGGAGAGGCUGUUGCUCCCAUCAUGGCGAAGGCCCCUGAAGGAGUACAUCUCAUCUGUUACUCACAAGGGGGCCUUGUGUGUCGGGCGCUGCUGUCUGUUAUGGAUGAUCACAAUGUGGAUUCUUUCAUCUCCCUCUCCUCUCCACAGAUGGGACAGUAUGGAGACACAGACUAUUUGAAGUGGCUGUUCCCCACCUCCAUGCGGUCAAAUCUUUAUCGGAUCUGCUAUAGCCCCUGGGGCCAGGAGUUCUCCAUCUGCAACUACUGGCAUGACCCUCACCAUGAUGACUUGUACCUCAAUGCCAGCAGCUUUCUUGCCCUGAUUAAUGGGGAAAGAGACCAUCCCAAUGCCACUGCAUGGCGGAAGAACUUUCUUCGUGUGGGUCACCUGGUGCUGAUUGGAGGCCCUGAUGACGGUGUUAUUACUCCUUGGCAGUCCAGCUUCUUUGGUUUCUAUGAUGCAAAUGAGACCGUCUUGGAGAUGGAGGAACAACCGGUUUAUCUGCGGGAUUCUUUUGGGCUGAAGACUCUCGUAGCCCGGGGGGCCAUAGUGAGGUGCCCAAUGGCUGGCAUCCCCCACACAGCCUGGCACUCCAAUCGCACCCUUUAUGAUGCCUGCAUUGAACCAUGGCUCUCCUGAGGACGUCUGCAAGGGUCCCCCAGGAACCUCGCAGCCCAGAAAUCCAGCGGCAGCCUUGGAAAGCAGACGUCAGGGUCUGGCGUGUCUGUGACCACCUCAUUGCUCCCACACUGCCCCCUACAACCAGGGCUCCCAGAACCCCCACUCCUCUGUGAAUGAUAAAUCCUGGUCUCUCCCACCUCAUGUCCUCUCAUUUAGGGGGCUUCUCCAUGCCCUCCCUUUCUCCUAAGGCCGAGGUUGGGGGGUGUGAAACAGGUUUUUAACCUGUGGCUGCUCCUGCUGCUGCUGCUGCUCCCCUGUAUCUGGCUGUACAGGAGGGGAACUCAGCCCCUGCCCACCACAGGGGUCUCCUUCCAGGCCACUCAGGACAUUUUUAGCUUCUGUUUUCCCCAUGUUCCCUUUUCUUCUGAAUGCCCCAGUUGUUACCCCUCCCAGCCCCCAGAAAGGACUGCCCCUGAGAGUGGGGUUCUGAGGUUCCCCUAUGGGGACAGUUCCGUUCUUGACAUGUCAGUGUUGGGGAAUAUCUGUGGCCUGAAAGGCCCAUCUCAGGUUUGGGAUCCCCCAGUCCCUAUGUUCAGUGUUAGGGUACCCUCUGGGAGCCCAGUUUCUCUGAGGCCCCAGCCCCUCUUUUAGCUACCCUGGAAUGGGGUGUUUCACCUGUAUUUAUAGAAAUAAAGUUCCAUUUCCUCA